AUGGCUACCGGACGGCGCCGCCAGGCUCCAUGCUUUCUCGGAAUACUCCUCGUCGCUUUUGUCGUUAUGACAUCUGGGGCUGAGCUAUCAUUCAGCCUGGAGCCCAGUGACAUCAUCGCUGUUCAGGAACAACCUCUGAUGCUGCACUGUCAGGUGGAGGGGAUUCCACCAAUCACCACGCAGUGGCGGCGCAAUGGACAGCUGAUUUAUGAAGACCAAAACUACACCAUUUUCGCAAAUGGCUCACUUUUGAUUGGCCACUUCCAGAAGACCAAGUCUGAUGGCUCAUCUGAUGAGGGAGACUAUGAGUGCAUGGCCCAGAACUUCUUCGGCCUAGUCUUGAGCCGCAAAGCCAGAGUACAGGCUGCUACAAUGGCAGAUUUUCAUGUGCAACCACGUUCCGUGCGUGCAGAGUUGGGAGGCGUUGGCCGAUUUCAAUGCCAAAUUCAUGGCCUGCCCGAGCCAGUCAUCAGCUGGGAAAAAGAUGGGCGACCCGUGGAUACCUCAGAUGACAGGUAUACCCUUUUGCCCACGGGUGUAUUGCAGAUAACGGGUGUACGCCCUGAGGACAGUGGGGCGUACUGCUGUGUUGCUCACAACAGUGCUGGAGUCAAACACAGUGUAGGAGCGCAGCUCACAGUCUCAGGCUCCCAGACAUCUGUUUACAAAGAACCUGUGAUCCUAGUGGGCCCUGAAAACCUCACCCUCACUGUUCACCAGACCGCAAUCUUGGAGUGUGUUGCCACGGGCUACCCUCGGCCAAUUGUUUCAUGGAGUAGACUGGAUGGUCGUCCAAUCGGAGUUGAGGGUAUCCAGGUACUAGGAACAGGAAACCUGAUGAUCUCUGAUGUCAGAGUUCAGCACUCUGGCAUUUACGUCUGUGCGGCCAACAAACCAGGAACCCGUGUGCGCCGAACUGCUCAGGGACGCCUCGUUGUUCAAGCCCCAGCAGAGUUUGUGCAGCCCCCUCAAUCCAUUGCCCGCCCAGUGGGCACCACUGCCAUCUUCAGCUGUCUGGCUCAGGGUGAGCCUGUCCCCCAGAUCACCUGGCUGAAAAAUGGACAGAUCCUAGAACCCGACAGUCAUGUCAAACUCAGGAACAACAACAGUACUCUGACCAUCUCCGGUAUAACCCAGGAAGAUGAGGCCAUAUAUCAGUGUAUUGCAGAGAACAGUGCAGGCUCCACACAGGCUAGUGCUCGCCUAACUGUGCUGUGGGCAGACGGGUUGCCUGGUGUGCCCACAGGUGUACGUGCAGACGCCCUUUCCCCAACCUCCAUUCAGGUGUCAUGGAACGAGCCCAACCAAAACGCUCAGGACAUCAUUGGAUAUGUGCUACAUAUCCGCAAGACUGCUGACCCAGUGGAGAUGGAGUACCAGGAGGCUGUGAGUAAAAUGACCCUGCAGCAGGUAAUCGGAGAUUUGGAAACUUCCACUAGCUACAGCUUCUACGUGAAGGCUUACACGUCCCGUGGUGCCAGCAAAGCCUCCGAGACAACUGUGGAGAGCACUCUGGGAGAAGUUCCUGCACCACCAGCCUUGUUCACUAAGGUGAUUAAUUCUACGGUGGUUCAGUCCUCGUGGGAGCCAUCCACUAAGAUGGGACAACAGGAAGGAUUUAAUCUCUACUACCGUAAAGUCUCAGUCCCCAUUUUUACCGGACCUCUUACCUUCCCACAUAAUGUGACCCAGUACAACAUCACUCAGCUGGACCCAUCUUUUGUUUAUGAAAUUAAGAUUCUCGCUUUCAACCAGCAUGGAGAGGGCAAUGCCACACUACGUUUUGUGUCGCUGAAGGAGACAGUGGAGAAAUCAGUGCUAAAUACUCCUUGUGACUGUAUAAAAGAUGAACAGAAUAAGAGUUCCACCACAGGCAUCAUCAUCGGCAUCCACAUUGGAGUGACCUGUAUCAUUUUCUGUGUUCUUUUUCUCAUGUUCAGUUACAGAGGCAGGUUGAUGAUGUGUAAGACUGUGCAGGCCACCCGACAGGCAGGCCGUAACCACACAGCAGGAGCUGUGCUCGAGUCCUCCUCCUCACCUGGAGCUCUGGCUCUGAACGGCCCCCACAGGUUCAGCACUGAAGGGAACAGAGGACCCCAUGGUGCAAAGAACUGCACCGACUCCAACGAAAUGGAGAGGCUCUUCUCAGGACCAUCCCUCUUCUCCUAUCCACCUGAUACCACCCACACGGUUGAGUGCUCUCUGGUCUCCUGUCCAUUCAAUGAAACUCAGAUGUCCACACUUCCCCUGGAUGACUUCAGCAUAGUGGAGGAGUGUGGGGUGCAGUUCAAGCAGCAUCUAGAAGAGGGCCAACAGGAUGAAGGCUGA
Molecule: messenger RNA, 2328 nt
Organism: Xyrauchen texanus (razorback sucker)
Lineage: Eukaryota; Metazoa; Chordata; Actinopteri; Cypriniformes; Catostomidae
Product: immunoglobulin superfamily DCC subclass member 3-like
Exons: 14
Coding region: 1-2328 (775 amino acids)
Biological process (GO): cell-cell adhesion; axon guidance
Cellular component (GO): plasma membrane; axon
Molecular function (GO): protein binding
Source: RefSeq, a predicted model, not a curated record